CCAUAACCAAUCUGAAGCGAGGUUGAAUCCGAACUGUGUCUCGACUUGAAUAUCUCUGAGUUUUGUGUGGGCGCGUGGCGCCAGUUUGAAUUGUCAUCGGAUUGCAUGCAUGCUGGUAGCAGAAGGAUGAUGCAGAGCAAAGCAGAGAUCAACCUGCAGCGGCUCCUCCGGAGCUGUGAGAAAAUGGGAGAGGAAAUGGAUGACGAGGAGCUUGCAGAAGAUGCCAAAUUAAAAAGCUACGUAACAUCCCUGCGACAACAGCUGAGUGCGCUUCUUGGGGAAGGAGUUCAUCAAUCUUUACCAAGCAUAUCUGGUUCCAAGGCGGCGGAGUAUCGAAACCGGAUUGAUGCUCUUUCCCAAAAGCUAGGCAAGCAAAAGGAGCUAUCUGAUUCAGCUGUCCGAGGCGAGAACAAGGAAUCUGGGCAAGGGGAAGGGAAAGGGGAAGAGGCUAUUGGCGCAGCAGUUUCGCCAUCUUCUAAUGCCUCGCAAGGGGCACCAACAACUCGCCCCUCCACUCUACGCCAACGCCAGAAAGGCGGAGCAACGAAGAAUGAAUCACCAGGUACAUGGGAGAAAGUGGAUGCAAGUGGGAAUUCUUCGGUGUCCAGGUUGGAUGCAUCUGCAGAGAGGUUCAUCCAAAAACACAGGGAAUUGCAGGAGACCCUGACUGAUGAGAUGGUAGAGUUGGCCGGACAAUUGAAGUUGAAUAGCCUCAUGUUUGACCAAGCUGUGAAGUCUGCCGACAAGACUCUUGACGAUACAGAUGUGUUGAUGGAACGGAACCUCGCCGCGACAAACAGAGUUAAUAAAACAGCAAGUGAAACGUACUCCACCGGGUCUAAAACGAGCUGGAUGACGUGGAUAAUUGUUUUUUUAAUGUGUAUUAUAUUCAUGAUGAUGGUAUUUCUCAUCCGCAUAACAUGACGGGAGGAAGAGAAGAAAGGCAUGACGGGUCUACUAUACCAGGUGGAGGAUGUUGCUUGGCGGACAGAAGCUCUUGUUGCGGUGUUGAGAUCCAUAUUCUCCAGGGAAUGACAGACUUGCGUUAGACCACCACUACGUGCAGCACGCCUGUCACCGAAAAGGCUCUUUGAAUUCUGGAGACGUGUGACGCACGGACUCCACAGAUGGAUUUUAUCGACGGCAGGCCCAGCGUCCCGACAAUUCGGAGGCAUGCAGGUGGUGAAAAAAAACCAAAAAAAUCGGUGCUCUGCAGGGUCAAGAACAAGGAAGCUUCUGAUGACAUGCAUAAUUUCAUUGUUUAAAAUUUAAAUCUGUUUUAAAAUUAAAAUAAAAAUUCGAAUUUGUGAUGUGUUUUUUAUGAGUUUUAUUUUCAUGAUGAUGACGAUGAUGAUAGUGCUCCCCUCCUCUGUAUCGCAAAUGAUGGGAGAUGAACAGUCCUACCCGAUCAAAAUGGCGGAGACGGCAGCCAAAACAAGAUAAAAACGCCACUGUGGC
Messenger RNA from Chara braunii, 1458 nucleotides. NCBI's taxonomy places the organism in Eukaryota, Viridiplantae, Streptophyta, Charophyceae, Charales, Characeae. The record is from the annotation of a GenBank genome assembly.